Molecule: messenger RNA, 491 nt
Organism: Paramecium sonneborni
Lineage: Eukaryota; Ciliophora; Oligohymenophorea; Peniculida; Parameciidae
Source: the annotation of a GenBank genome assembly
UAAAUAUUAGAUUAUCUUGAUGAACUAAUAGACCUAAAGCUAAUAAUGUUGAACAUCCAGGUGUGCCUAUGAUUAUUGUUUAUGCUGCACAUAAAAUGGCUCCAUUUCAAUUUGAAUAUAACAAAUAACCUAAACCUAUUGUUGAUUCGACUGAUGAUUUCUAUUUCCAAAAUCAUAUUACUAAUGAUAUUGGAGAUAGUACUGUACUUGCAUCAUAAUUUAUGGCUCCAGUUAUUAAAUGGAUUUAUGAACAUCAUCAUGGAUUAACCAAUAUCCCAACUAAAUUAGUUGAGUAUUGUUCAUAAUAUAAUGGAGAUGCUGUAUGUAUCAUCUAUCUAUGAUUCUAAAGAUUCUUAAGGAUAAAAAUUAUUUACACAAUCAGGAUAUUUAGGUCUUACUUGUUCUUGCAAAUUUUAAAAACUGCAUUCUUUAUUAUUAAUCUAUUUUUAGGGAAUUGAUCAUUGUGGACAUCCUUGUAUGAUCUAAGAUAC